AUGAAGUUUCAAAUUAUUGCAAUUGCUGCUACGGCAGUCUCUACUACACUGGGUGCUGCUGUUCAGCAGCGUGACGGCACAUGCAGGUUCCGUGUUGGGUUUGCUCGUGGACAGAACCCAAUUGCCGGAGGUGACAAUUCUCUGGCCUGCAUUGCUGAACUCACUUAUGCCGAUGGCAACAAGGAGCGGCUCAGUGAUGAGUGCCGAUACGUCAUGAAUGAUCACUGCUACCCCAUUCAUACGAAUGACAACAUGAAGGACGGCUAUCUUGAUUACGGCGCCAACCAUGUCGACUUCCACGACGACGGAUGCAAGACCGAGUCCUAUGCUGGUCCGUCGGGUGAUGGAACUUUCCAGGACUGCGAAAUUCCCUGUUAA
This is a messenger RNA of Beauveria bassiana ARSEF 2860, 378 nucleotides long. RefSeq lists its product as uncharacterized. The record is from RefSeq and is a predicted model, not a curated record. Bases 1 to 378 code for a protein of 125 amino acids. NCBI's taxonomy places the organism in Eukaryota, Fungi, Ascomycota, Sordariomycetes, Hypocreales, Cordycipitaceae. The transcript is spliced from 3 exons.